CGGAGGAAUAUCGGGGGGCGACACAAACCGGUCGGUGGUGGGUUGCAGCAGGUUGGAGAUCUCUCUGCAGACCGCACCAUGCCUCUCUCCGCUCCCGGGCGCCCUGGGACUGAUCGGAUACGCAAAUCGUUGUAAACAAAGCCACUAGGAUCCAGGAAUAUGUGCUAUCACUGCUGUUUGGUGAUGCCUCUGUAGCGUUUCCUUUUUUUUUUUUUUUAAUUUAUUGUUGUGUAUUGACGCGUUUCUGAAUGAAGGACCUGUGCGCUGUGGGAACAUCGGACCGGAAUGCCAACAAGAUUACCCUGCGACUCUAAGAUCCUGCUGUAAAAUUCUACCCUUGGCUUCACCUCCUGACCAUCUUAAUUUCAUUGACUGAAAGACGUAAUCAGCUGAAAGUCUGGUUGAUGACUGUAACGCACCUUCUUCCAAAGUCAUCUGACCCUCCUCCUGUCUCUCCCCAGCAUGGCUAGACGGAGGUUAGACUGCUGUCUUCUGGGCCAGAUGUUUGCUGGCCUAAUCCUGCUAUCAAUAGCGCUAUCUUUUGUCCAGAGCAAUGAGUGCCCCCAGCUGUGUGUGUGCGAGAUCCGGCCCUGGUUUACCCCCCAGUCCACCUACAGAGAAGCCAUCACUGUGGACUGCAAUGACCUUCGCUUAACACGCAUCCCGGGGAACCUCUCCAGUGACACUCAGGUUCUCCUCCUACAGAGCAACUAUAUUGCCAGAACCAGCGAGGAGUUGGAGCAGCUCUUCAAUCUCACUGAGCUGGACUUGUCGCAGAACAACUUCAGUAGCAUUCGAGAUGUUGGCCUUAUCAAUAUGUCCCAGCUCACCACGCUUCAUCUGGAGGAGAACCAGAUCACAGAAAUGCCAGAUUACUGUCUGCAGGACCUCAGCAACCUGCAGGAACUCUACAUCAACCACAAUCAGAUCAACACCAUCUCCGCCAAUGCCUUUUCUGGGCUUCACAAUCUGCUCAGACUUCACCUCAAUUCAAACAAGCUCAAGACCAUCAACAGCCAGUGGUUCGAAUCGACACCCAAUCUGGAGAUCCUCAUGAUUGGGGAGAACCCUGUUGUUGGAAUUAUGGACUUUAAUUUCAAGCCACUGGGCAACCUGAGGAGCCUGGUUUUGGCUGGGAUGGAUUUGACAGACAUCCCUGGAAAUGCCUUAGUGGGACUUGACAAUCUUGAGAGCCUCUCGUUCUAUGACAAUAAGCUGGUCCGAGUUCCUCAGAGAGCCCUCCAGAAACUACCGAACCUCAAGUUCUUGGAUUUGAACAAAAACCCAGUGCACAAGAUUCAGGAAGGAGAUUUCAAGAACAUGCUGAGACUGAAGGAGCUGGGUAUAAACAACAUGGGAGAGCUGGUUUCUAUUGACCGCUAUGCUUUGGACAACCUUCCUGAGCUCACUAAACUGGAGGCGACAAACAACCCCAAGUUCUCUUACAUCAACCGUCAGGCCUUUCGUGACGUUCCAGCUUUGGAGAGUCUGAUGCUGAACAACAAUGCCCUGAAUGCCCUCUAUCAGUCCACGGUGGACUCGCUCCCCAACUUGCGCGAGAUCAGCAUCCAUAGCAACCCCCUCCGCUGUGACUGCGUCAUCCAGUGGAUGAGCUCCAACAAAACCACAGUUCGCUUUAUGGAACCACUAGCAAUGUUUUGCGCCAUGCCAACAGAGGUCAGGGGUUUGCAUGUGCGGGAGGUGUUGCAGAACAACUUGGCAAACCAGUGCUUGCCCAUGAUUUCCCAUGAUACCUUCCCCAACCACCUCAAUUUAGACAUUGGGAUGACCGUGGACUUGGACUGCAGAGCGAUGUCCCAGCCUGAACCUGAAAUCUACUGGGUCACGCCAAUGGGGAACAAGGUAAUGAUUGACACCCUGUCUGACAAGUACAGCCUCAACAGUGAAGGGACAUUGAGAAUUUCUCAUAUCCAGGUGGAAGACUCUGGCAGAUACACCUGUGUGGCCCAAAACUCGGAGGGAGCUGACACAAGAGUAACAGCCAUCCGGGUGAACGGCACUCUGUUAGACAGCACACAGCUCAUGAAGAUCUACGUCAAACAGACAGAAUCUCACUCAAUACUUGUCUCCUGGAAAAUAAAUUCAAAUGUAAUGACGUCUAACCUCAAGUGGUCGUCCGCAACCAUGAAAAUAGACAACCCACAUAUUACUUACACUGCCAGGGUACCGGUGGAUGUCCACGAGUACAACCUUACACAUUUACAACCAGCAACUGAGUACGAGGUGUGCCUGACCGUCUCCAACAUCCACCAACAAACGCAAAAGUCAUGCGUGAACGUGACGACGAAGCAAGCGGCCUUCGCUGUGGAAAUAUCCGAUCAAGGGACCAACACUGCUCUUGCAGCAGUCAUGGGAACAAUGUUUGCAAUCAUCAGCCUGGCCUCACUGGGUGUGUACAUCGCCAAGAGGUGGAAGCGGAAAAACUAUCACCAUUCCCUAAAAAAGUAUAUGCAGAAAACCUCGUCAAUACCACUAAAUGAGUUGUACCCGCCUCUUAUCAACUUGUGGGAGACAGACAGUGAGAAGGAGAAGGAGGGCUCCUCCGAGACCAAGCCCAGCCAGGUGGACACCACACGCAGCUAUUACAUGUGGUGAGAGCUGCUUUCCGGUGGAAGAUGCAGAGACAUGUUUGUUUCAGGAGCACAAAUAUACAUACUUGCUUCUUUGUGUAAGAGUGACACUAAGCUUUUUUUUUUCUUUUCAUAUUUCCUUUUUGUUUUAUUCGGUUCUCUCAGACUGAAGCGAACAAUGAACCGACAUUUUCAGAUCUCUAGUUUAGCUUACUGCCUUUUUACCUCUCGCCCAUUUUGACAAACGAUUAUGGCAGCUUUGUUUAGCUUCCUGGACUUUAGUAGUCACUGUGCUUUACUUUUAGUACUCGUUUUGAUGAACACAGCAUGAGCAUUGUCACGGAUUCAGUGUGCGCCAGCGAAGGAAAAGCUGAAAUCUGAUCCGUUUUCGACAUGUUUCUCUGGCAGAACUAUUAGUGACUGCGAUCUUUCUUUCUCUUGUAAAACAGUUUCACUGUUGACUGUUGUGCACUGAAAUAUAUAUACUAAUUUGUCUAUCAACUCAAAUGUAAGCUGACAAAGUACGUUUAGACUUGAUAUACUGUCUAUUGAAUAAUGUUAGAAAUUCUUCUGUAAUGUUGUAUCAGCUAUGAUUUCAUUUACUUUUUGUACAUUAAAAUAACAAUACGUUUAAUUUAGACUUUACGUUUGCAGAGCAACUACUGUAAACCAGCAAUAGGAAUAUGAAUGUUACAAACUAGGUAAAUAGAUGUAAGGCUUUUUAAAUUUCUUAAAUAUUUUGUUUCUUAUUUUGCUAGAAUAUGUCUACAAUCACUGGUUUUGUUGUGAUUUACACACACAAACAUGUUGUUUAUUGAGGAGCAAGUUAAAUAAAAUCUUCUUUCCUCGUAUUUUUUAAACCAUGA
Stegastes partitus (bicolor damselfish) is the source of this 3457-nucleotide messenger RNA. RefSeq names its product leucine rich repeat neuronal 1 (gene lrrn1). Gene Ontology annotation, molecular function: protein binding. The transcript is spliced from 2 exons. Gene Ontology annotation, cellular component: extracellular matrix. The coding region runs from base 463 to 2616 and encodes 717 amino acids. The record is from RefSeq and is a predicted model, not a curated record. Lineage: Eukaryota; Metazoa; Chordata; Actinopteri; Pomacentridae.